Molecule: messenger RNA, 825 nt
Organism: Procambarus clarkii (red swamp crayfish)
Lineage: Eukaryota; Metazoa; Arthropoda; Malacostraca; Decapoda; Cambaridae
Source: RefSeq, a predicted model, not a curated record
AUGCUCGACAAGGAGUUGAGUCUAGGACGCAUCGCGGGCCCCUUCGAAGCCCCCCCUUUCAAGAAUUUCAAGUGCUCGCCCAUAGCAUUGAGGGAGAAGUCUACGCCGGGCAAGUACCGCCUCCUGCACAACCUCAGCUACCCUUACUCCCCUGACAGUGUGAACGCCAACAUCCCUCGGGAAUCGACGUCCAUCACCUACCAGUCUAUCCACGAUGCGGUGGCAAUGGUUGUCAGCCGUUCCCCGGGGGCACACCUGGCAAAGUGCGACAUCGCAGAAGCAUUCAGGAUCGUCCCAGUACACCCGAGCGACUACCAUCUCUUGGGGUUUUCUUAUGGGGGCAAGUACUACCAUGACAAGAUGCUCAACAUGGGAGCCGCCCCCUCCUGCCGGAUCUUCGAGACUUUUUCCAGUGCCCUGCAAUGGAUCCUCGCCGAGAAGUUUGGGGUGCGCGACGUUGUGAAGGUAUUGGACGACUUCCUCUUCGUUAGUUUCACUUUCGACGAGUGCCAGCGAAGCCUGAGGGUGUUCACUGCCCUCUGUGAGCGAUUGGGGGUCCCCUUGGCACCUCACAAGACAGAGGGCCCGUGCUCCUGCCUCACGUUCCUGGGGCUGGAGAUUGAUGCUCGUAGGAUGGAAACAAGACUCCCUGAGGACAAGAGAACGAAGUACACGGCGGCAGUGGAAGUCGCGCUGAGUCUGGAGCGCAUCCCCCUCCGGGACCUGCAGGCGAUCAUUGGCAAGUUGCAAUUCGCCACCGCGGUAAUCCCGGGCGGCCGGGCCUUCCUGCGUCGUCUGCACCCGCUCACGCGACUUGCACGCUGA